UUUUGAAAAUAAAUUAUUUUCAUCAAAUAGCUCUCGUUUUCGCUUUUGUAUAACGCCAUAACCUCAAAUAAACAGUUUUCAUUACAAAUGUAACAACAAACUCUAAUUUACUAAAUCUGUAUUUGUAUAAUGUUAGAACGAUACAGGGUUAACGACUCCCUCCAAACAUCUAUGGUUUCUCGGAAGGUUGCCAAAUCCAUGUAGGUUGUUAAAAUAUUCUACGAACUUCAAAAUAUUUCAUACAUAAUACUUGAUAGUUCAAUAACCCAAGAAUAAAAACUGUAUACAAAUUAUUUGUUACAAAAGAAGAUCCUCUAUAGCACCUGGUCACCAAAAACACGUCGGCAUUACAGGGUUAAUAGGCUUAGCGCCGCGACAAGUGUGUAUGUUUGCAAAACGUAGACUAUUUUUUGCUGAAAAUUUCUAUCUGGAUAUAAGCCAUCUGCGCCACACAAACUUUAGUAUUUUCUUUGAAGUCACAACGAAGAUGACGCGGUUUACGAAAAUAAAAUUAAUUGUUCUUAUUGUAGUUGUAAGUUGGGUUAAAUCACAGGAGUAUAUUGAGAAUCUACACGACUCAAAGUAUGGAACACACAUCAAAGAAAUACCUAAAUCAUUUGAAGUAAAAGGCAGCGAUGCAAACUCACAGUUCCAGAAAUUCUUUGAUCAGAUCCAAGAAGUGGCCAGACAAGAGAACCUUUCAGUUUUAUACAAAGUGAAAUUAGAAAUACAGAAACCGACGAAGUAUCAUUCAAAGAGGGCGGUGAUAAAGAAAGGGAGAUCGAAGAAGUACAACAUACCAUUGAAGAAAACGAGUAUGAAGCUGUCAAAUUUCGAAGUGUGGCUGAGGAAAAUGGCCGAGCAAUCAGGGAUGAGCAAAAACGGCCACGCGCAGAACUUCGAGAUGUAUGCGCCAGUGACGACGGAAGGGGAGAAGUUGAUCACAACCACGAAACAAAUACAGCUCAAGUUCAAACCCAUCAUAUCGAAGACUAAAACGAAUUACACCAAAUUCGUGAGGCCCGUACGAAACAGAAUUAUAACUCUCACUAAAUAGGUUUAACAAUUAAGAACAAUUAAAUAUUUAGGUAGAUGAUGUAAAUAAAUUUAUACGUUAUAUAAAUUUUUGUUUUCGUUUAUUAUCCACCUUAUUAUUCUUCAUUUUUAACCGCUAACAUAUUUGAAAUCGUCAAACAUGAAAGCAAUAAUUUUAUAAGGCAGCUAAAGUUGCAGAUUUUACUGCAUGUUAAUUUAAUUAACUAUUUAAUUUCCACCUUUUGGCAUCUAAACUACCUAUAUUGAGUACAAAGCACAUAUUGAGACAUAGUGGUACGAUACAUAGUCGUAAGAUUCAGUGACGUUUUAUUUUCCAUCGAAACAAACUUAAUACCAAAAUGUAGAAAAGUCUGAAGUCUAAGUCAUGUGACUCAUUGAAAAGGAAUUUUAUUACCGCACAUACAUUUUUCGCAUCGCAAUAUACGGUCUGAACUGUUCAGCUAUAGAACUGAGCUAAUUCCUUCAACAAAUACCUAUCCAGCGAAACAGUACGAAAUCCCAAAACCGAAUUACAAAUUCAUUCUGUUCAACAUUUCGAAGCUUAUUCUUUUUCCCUCAUUGUUUUAUUCCCACAAUUCGUGGAGCGGCUGUGGUCAAGCCGUAAAAAAUCUUGCAAUAUGCAGUUCUGUAGCGAAUUCUUCUCACGGUCAGUAAUAAAAACUGUGCGGUCUAUCAGUUUUGUUUCUCUCACCAGGGGCCCCGCUUAUGAAACAUAUUUCAGCCAAAUCGCCGAACAUGAAACCCGGAAGAUAUUUGGAGACGAUAGAUUUUAUUUAUUACUUUGUUCGUCGUGUUUUGUUUUUUGUGGAACUUUUGAGACGGUACCAAUUUUAUACGUUGUGACAUAUGUAACGGAGUUGUUCAGGGGUUAAGAGAAGAAAGUUAUGCAGUAACUCAUAAAGAUAAAUAUGAGUGGCUGUUUACAUAAUAUAAUAUGUAUGUACUAACUGCCAACCUAAGCAGUAUAUAGUCCAUUUAAACGAGCAUAUACUAAACAGCUAACUUGUGUAUAACUUACAACUGGAGAAUGUGGCUAAUGUAGUUAUAUAUGAUCAUGAAUGAUUAAAAGAAAUGAUUUAAAAACUAUAACAUCAGCUAUACGUCAGUAUAAAACCCCUGAAAUAUUUAAAACCAAUACCUACACUUCA
Messenger RNA from Trichoplusia ni (cabbage looper), 2204 nucleotides. RefSeq lists its product as uncharacterized. The record is from RefSeq and is a predicted model, not a curated record. The transcript is spliced from 2 exons. Bases 386 to 1057 code for a protein of 223 amino acids. NCBI's taxonomy places the organism in Eukaryota, Metazoa, Arthropoda, Insecta, Lepidoptera, Noctuidae.